CUCAGCUCCUCAUCGGGACCCACCGGGCUCCCGGGAGAUUUAAGGUUCGGCGUCCAGUACGCGGCGGGUGGGGGCGUCUGCGCAGGCGUGCUCCCGACUGCCCUCGCGCCCUCCCCGGGACCCUUCCCGGGCCUGAAGCCCCAGCGCAAUAGGAGCAGGUCCAGGCCCUGCCCCAGGCGGGGCCCUGUGGGAGCGACCCCUAGAAGAGCGGAGCUUUGCGGCCGGACUGAGGUCUGGAGGUGGCGGGAGCGUCCGACUGCGGAUCCGCUACUGUGUAUCCUCCUGAAGAAGAUUAAAUCAGGGAAUCUUAAAUCACAGUUAUCCCUUCACCCCAGGCUGGAGUGAGCCUCUAAGUAAUCCCAGAAUGGCUUCAACAGAGGAACAAGAUGGACUUAAGACUGUGAAGGUGGAGAAAGACCCUAUAUGGGACCAGGAAAUCCACCUUCAAGUGAACAACUUUUCUGGCCAGGAGGCCGCCCGACAACGUUUUAGGCAGUUUUGUUACCAAGAAACUUCUGGUCCCCAAGAAGCUCUGAGCCGGCUUCGGGAACUUUGUCAUGAGUGGCUGAAGCCAGAGACACAUACCAAAGAGCAAAUCCUGGAGCUGCUGGUGCUAGAGCAGUUCCUGACCAUCGUACCUGAGGAGCUCCAGGCCUGGGUGCGGGAGCACCAUCCAGAGAGUGGGGAGGAGGCUGUGGCUGUGGUUGAAGGUCUGAAGCAAGAGCUUAGUGAGCCAGGGAACCAGGCCCCAGGUCACAAACAUGGACAUUCUGAAAUGCUCUCAGAGGAUGUGGUACAUCUGAAGGCCAAACAGGAAUCAACAGUCAUCCAGCUUCAGUCCAUGGUGACACAGUUCAAAUAUGAACCUUUUGGUUUCCACCAAUUUCAAGAACAAGGUGGUGAAACUAUACCUGAAAACCUGGAGUUGGCAUUGAAGCAAGAAGUAAAGGAAGAGGAUAGCAGACUCCAAAGAGAUGCUCCUCUGGAUUCUAAGUACGAAGAAACUUGUAAACUUGAAAGCAGGGCAGAAAAGCAGUGGGGACACACCACUGAAGAGAGAUGUCACAGGUGCAGUGACUGUGUGAAAAGCUUCACUCAGAGUUCAGUCCUCAUUCAGUACCAGAGAAUCCACACUGGGGAGAAGCCAUAUAAAUGUGAAAAAUGUGGGAAGGCCUUCAGCCAGAGGUCAGGCCUGAAUGAACAUCAGCGGAGCCACACUGGAGAGAAGCCCUAUCAAUGUAAGAAGUGUGGGAAAGCCUUCAGUGCCAGCUAUGGCCUCGUUAGACACAGAAGAAUCCAUACAGGAGAAAAACCAUAUGAAUAUGAGGCAUGUGGGAAGGCUUUCCGCCUCAGCUCAUUCCGUGUUCAGCAUCAGAGGAUACACACUGGAGAGAAGCGCUAUCAGUGUAAUGAGUGUGGUAAAACCUUCAGUCAGAAUGCAGGGCUUUUCCAGCAUCUCCGUAUCCACACUGAUGAGAAACCCUAUCAAUGCAAUCAGUGUAGUAAAAGCUUUAGUAGGUGGACACUCCUUAUGAAACAUCAGAGAAGGCACACUGGAGAGAGACCAUAUGAGUAUGACGGGUGUGGGAAAGCCUUCAGUCAUUGAAACCUUAUUAGGCAUUUUAGAAUCCAUACUAUUACAGAAUUGGACUAUGUCUGUCGACCCUCAGGCCCUUAAGUAGGGCUAUUUUGGAAAGGAAGAUUUUCAAGUGGCUUAUUCUUUUCUUAUCAAAUUUAUUUUGCUUUGGAAUAAGUAUCUUGUCUACAAACCAUGUGCUGGUAUCUCUUUGGUGGAUGACUGUGGGAGUGGGGGGUUUCUAGGUAGCUUCCUUAUUCCCGUCCUUUGGUUCAUGUCUACUGAUGUCCCUUAAAGGGAUCAAAUCUUAUCUGGAAAAUAUUGGUAUGGAGGGGCAGUUUUUGAGUAAUACUGAAUAUUGAACAACUCUAACUGUAGCCUUUUUUAAAAAAUUGGUUAAGUUCAAAGGA
This is a messenger RNA of Lemur catta (Ring-tailed lemur), 1986 nucleotides long. It is a transcript of the gene ZSCAN31, whose product is annotated as zinc finger and SCAN domain containing 31. The transcript is spliced from 4 exons. The record is from RefSeq and is a predicted model, not a curated record. NCBI's taxonomy places the organism in Eukaryota, Metazoa, Chordata, Mammalia, Primates, Lemuridae. The coding region runs from base 365 to 1606 and encodes 413 amino acids. Gene Ontology annotation, biological process: regulation of transcription by RNA polymerase II. Gene Ontology annotation, molecular function: DNA-binding transcription factor activity, RNA polymerase II-specific; RNA polymerase II cis-regulatory region sequence-specific DNA binding.